AUGUUUCGUCCGGCAUUGGGCGCCGUGGGGAGGAUCCUGCUGCGCGGCCAGGCCACGGCGGCUCGGUCGCUGUCGAGGCCGGCCGGAGCUAGCAGGCUGAGACACCUACACUCUCAGCAGAGCAAUGUUGGGGAUGCUGCAGCUACUGCUGGCCACCGCUUUGGCUUUCUUCGCAGGUCUAUGAAACUAGCUGCAUGGUCCGGAUAUGUUGGUUUUGGGGUUUGGACCUGUAUGAAGGUGGCAGACAGGAUUCAACAUGAUUUCGUCUCUUCGGUUGUACCGUCAGAGAUUGACUGGGUUAAAGCUGGCGUCGUCUCUCCGGUUGUCAGGAAACAAAACGGUUGUGGCAGCUGUUGGGCGAUGGUUGCUGCAGCCUCAGUCGAAGCUCUACAUUACAUGAAGACCUUGAAGUCGAUCUCGUUGUCGGUUCAAGAGCUCAUCGAUUGUGACACAGAGAGUCAUGGGUGUCAGGGUGGCCACGAAGAAAAUGCUUUCAGAUAUAUAAGCAAAAAUGGACUCUCGAGCGAAUCCGACUACCCAUACAUGGCUCGGAGGAGUAAAUCUGGUUGCAAGAGAAACAAAACAGCAGCAGCAAUAAGGAUAUCAGGCUUUCGAUUUGUCAACCCAACUGAGGAUGCUCUAGAGAAAGCGGUAGCGAAGCGUCCCGUGGUGGUCACUUUGCAGUUUUUUGAUGAUCUGUAUGAGUACAAAGGAGGCAUCUUGGAUUGUAAAGCUGUCAAUGGAAAGACCGAUCGCUUGCAUCCUGUCCUGAUUGUCGGUUAUGGCACAGAUUCCAAUGGCAUCAAGUACUGGCGCUUCAAGAACUCGUGGGGACCAAACUGGGGUGAGAAGGGCUUUGGGAGGAUCCGCAGGCAUGUUGAUGACAAGCGAGGUGUGUUAGGUAUCUUCAUGGAACCAGGAGUAUAUCCGGUGCUCGAGGACUGA
Molecule: messenger RNA, 945 nt
Organism: Triticum dicoccoides
Lineage: Eukaryota; Viridiplantae; Streptophyta; Magnoliopsida; Poales; Poaceae
Product: ervatamin-B-like
Exons: 3
Coding region: 1-945 (314 amino acids)
Biological process (GO): proteolysis
Molecular function (GO): cysteine-type peptidase activity
Source: RefSeq, a predicted model, not a curated record